CCCACUUCAAACUCACCGGAGAGGCAAGCGGAGAGAAUCACAAACCCGCAGAGGACGUCGGCUCCGGGGGAAAUGGAGAUACUGUACACCAAAGAAAUGAAGAGACCGAGCUCACUAUCUUGUAAUGUGAAGGUGUUUGUCCUGUGUCAAGGGCUCCUGCAGCUCACUCAGCUGCUUUACAGUUCCUACUUCAAGAGCACCAUCACCACCAUUGAGAGACGCUUUGGCCUCAACAGCUUCUCCUCAGGAAGCAUUUCCUCUCUCCAUGAGGUUGGAAACACUGUGCUCAUAGUGUUUGUGAGUUAUCUUGGAAGCCGGGUUCAUCGUCCCCGUUUCAUUGGAGUUGGUGGGCUGCUGAUGUCCGUUAGUGCCAUGAUCCUGGCCCUACCUCACUUUUUAUCCCAACCUUAUGAGUAUGAUUCAGUUUUACACGAUCGCCAAGACAUUUGCAACCUGCAAGUGAACUCAAGCACCCCAGAGUCCUGUGGCCGUGAGGAGACCAGACGUCUGUCUGAUACAAACAACCUGUGGUUUGUCAUGGCCAGUGCUCAGCUGCUCUUUGGCGUGGGCUCAGUGCCCAUCCAACCCUUUGGCAUUUCCUACGUGGAUGAUUUUGCUGGGUCUGGCAACUCCCCCCUUUACAUAGCCAUUCUCUUUGCCAUCUCAGUGUUUGGGCCUGCCUUUGGCUACCUACUGGGAUCAAUCAUGUUAAGAAUCUACGUGGAUGUGGACAGAACUGGCUCAGUGGUGAACCAGGAGCUGAGUCCCAGUGAUCCCCGCUGGGUGGGGGCGUGGUGGAUGGGCCUCCUCAUUUCUUCUGGCAGCCUGGCGCUUACCUCCAUCCCUUACUUCUUCUUCCCGCAGAGAAUGCCUAUGAAUGGAGAUGUGAGGGGAACUGAAAGUGACAUGAAAGAAGAGUCAAAGAAGCCAGAUCUGUCUUUUCUGGAGUUUUUGAAAAUGUUCCCAAAACUCUUUGUCCAACUCCUGCUGAGUCCUCUCUUCUUGUUGUUGGUCCUGGCACAGUGCUGUUUUUCCUCUGUGAUGGCGGGACUCGCUACCUUCCUGAAUAAGUUUCUUGAGCGCCAAUACAGCGCCUCAGCUGCCUACAGCAGCCUGCUCAUAGGUGCUGUGAAUUUGCCAUCAGUCGCGGUGGGGAUGCUACUAGGUGGGGUGAUCAUGAAAAGGACAGGUCUCUCUCUGAAAGCCAUUCCACGUUUCUCCAUUGUCAUGCUGACCAUCUCCACCCUACUCUGUAUACCACUUUUCUUCAUGGGUUGUCCCACUCAGAAAGUUUCAGAGGUCAAUCAUCAACAAACUGGACAGCGUGGGUCUCUUUCCAUGUGUUACUCCAACUGCUCCUGUCCCGCUAGUGCCUUCAACCCAGUGUGUGGUUCAGACGGCAUAGAAUACAUUUCUCCUUGUCAUGCCGGCUGCACCAACUUUACAAGGGACCCCAACAACACCUACAGGGUUCAGUCAUAUACCAGCUGCAGGUGUAUAUCUGGCAACCAAGGUCAUGCUCGUCCAGGCCCCUGUCCAAACAGUUGCCCUCAAUUUCUUCUCCCUGUUAUGUUCCUCAUAUCACUGGCAGGGCUGAUUGCCAGCCUCACACAUAACCCCAUAUACAUGAUGGUUCUCAGAACUGUUCCCCAUGAGGAAAAGUCAUUUGCAAUUGGGAUCCAGUUUCUGCUUAUGAGAGUGCUUGCCUGGCUACCAGCCCCUGCUCUCUUUGGGAUGGCCAUUGAUACAUCAUGCAUCUGGUGGAGGCAUGUGUGUGGGAAGAAGCUGAGCUGUGGUUACUAUGACAACAACAUAUUGAGGAACCGGUACCUGGGCUUACAGGUAGCUUUUAAAGUCAUGGGGAUUUGUCUCCUGAUGAUACUGGGCUGGAAGGUGAAGAGGACCAGGGAGUACAGUCUAGAGAAGAGGCCCGAGGGACCGCUGUGACCACACCUGUUAAAGAGCAAAAUCUCAAGAAAUGUCCUUGUGAUCUGAGCUCCACUGUUUCUCCACGGUCUGUGUAGGUGUUUGAAUAGGUGUGUGUCCACCUGUUGAGAAACUACAAUAUGUGCUGAGUAAGAAUGCCUCCGAGGAGAAUCCAGGAUCGAUAGCAUGCCUACUUUGACCUCCAUUUUGUACCCCACUUUGAGCUUCUCUGGUGGGAGAAAGAGUUUGGAUAUUUUUCGCAUGAAUUUGAUGAGAUCUUUAACAGAGAUUUGAUGUGAACUACAUUGAUUAGAUGGCCCUACAAGGGAUGAUGACAACAGCAUUGGUAUUGUCCAACACACAUCUCGAUUGGAACCUCAUAACAUUCUGCCUGUUUUUGCUGGGGAUGACGGAAAGACACCGAAAAGAGUGUGAUUAAUGAUAAUGUGAAGGAUAAACAUCUUUGGUCAUCCAUUGCUUGCUCCUAAAGGCAGGAAUCUAUCCAUUCAGGUUUCUAGUUGCAAAUGGCAACAUAGUUAACACUAGCUUAAUAUUUAAGUUUUAUUAUAUAGAUGUUUGUCUCAAACACAGAGGCAUAGGUGACAUUUUUAUUACUUGUUUGAUAUAUUUUUCUCACAUAUAAAGCGACACUAUAGCUUUGCAAUGAAUUUUUCAUUUACAAAUAAAAUGUACUCAAUAUAAAUGAAAAGAAUGUGCGUUCUGCUGGUAUGGUUCAUUCGGUUAUCUGGCUAGCUUUAUGGGCACAGCCUAACUGACGAAUAAAGAAAGUAAAUAAAAUCUGAAGA
This is a messenger RNA of Lampris incognitus (smalleye Pacific opah), 2732 nucleotides long. RefSeq names its product solute carrier organic anion transporter family, member 2A1 (gene slco2a1). The record is from RefSeq and is a predicted model, not a curated record. Lineage: Eukaryota; Metazoa; Chordata; Actinopteri; Lampriformes; Lampridae. The transcript is spliced from 14 exons. Gene Ontology annotation, biological process: sodium-independent organic anion transport; transmembrane transport; prostaglandin transport. Gene Ontology annotation, cellular component: membrane. Gene Ontology annotation, molecular function: protein binding; prostaglandin transmembrane transporter activity. The coding region runs from base 73 to 1947 and encodes 624 amino acids.